This is a messenger RNA of Phacochoerus africanus (Common warthog), 2395 nucleotides long. RefSeq names its product cornulin (gene CRNN). Gene Ontology annotation, molecular function: calcium ion binding; transition metal ion binding. The record is from RefSeq and is a predicted model, not a curated record. The coding region runs from base 109 to 2076 and encodes 655 amino acids. Gene Ontology annotation, cellular component: cytoplasm. NCBI's taxonomy places the organism in Eukaryota, Metazoa, Chordata, Mammalia, Artiodactyla, Suidae. The transcript is spliced from 4 exons. Gene Ontology annotation, biological process: cellular response to cytokine stimulus; positive regulation of cell cycle G1/S phase transition; regulation of phosphatidylinositol 3-kinase/protein kinase B signal transduction.
AGGUUUCCGUCCCGCUCACCUGGCACUCCACACACCGCAUAACAACCACUUGCUCCAGCCCGCCCGUACAUUAGGGGCUUCUCCUCUUUCUCCAGCUUGACUCCCAAGAUGCCUCAGUUACUGCGAAACAUUAAUGGGAUCAUUGAAGCCUUCGGGCGAUACGCCAGGACGGAGGGCGACUGCGCGGUGCUCACCCGAGGGGAGCUGAAAAGGCUCCUGGAGCAAGAGCUUGCUGACGUCAUCGUGAAACCCCAUGAUCCAGCCACUGUGGACGAAGUCCUGCGCCUGCUGGAUGAAGAUGACACAGGGACAGUGGAAUUCAAGGAAUUCUUGGUCUUGGUGUUUAAAGUUGCCCAGGCCUGUUUCCGGACACUGAGUGAGAGUCCUGAGGGAGCUUGUGGAUCUCAGGAGUCUGGAAUCCGCGUGCCUGCAGCCUCCCAGGACCUGGGGGGAGGACAAAGAAGUGGCACAUCCGUGGGAAGGGUUGGGAGAGGACAGGACAAUGCAGGGAGUGGCAGUGCACAGAGUGAGCAGGCCUCCAGAGGACAGGGCGGGCCUGGGCCUCAGACCCAAGGUCAGGACAUCAGUGCUGCUCAGGUCAGUCACCAGGACAACCAGUCUGAGUCCCAGAGACAGGAGGGAACCAGCCAGUUGACACAAACCAGGGGCCACGUGGAGCAGCCCCAGAGAGUGUGCAAGGACAGGAGUCCUCAGACCAGAGAGAGGGACGCGGAGGGGCAGCCGCAGACCAGGGAACAGGACAGAGCCCCGCAGACAAGUGGGACCGUCCCAGGAACCAGAUCUCAGACCCAGACACACACCCAGACUGAGGAGCAGGACAGGAGCCAUCAGACAGGAAGUGCCAGCGUCCAGCCGCAGGAGUCCACCUAUGGCCAGACCAGGGAGACUGAGAUUCAUGGUCAAGAUGGGAGUCAGACAAGCCAAGUGGGGACAGGAGGACACAUUCAGACACAGGCAGGGUCACAAACCCAGACCGUGGAGCAGGACAGGAGCCAUCAGACAGGAAGUGCCAGCAUCCAGCCACAGGAGCCCACCUAUGGCCAGACCAGAGGGACUGAGACCCACAGUCAAGACAGGAGUCAGACAAGCCAGGUUGUGACAGGAGGACAUGUGCAGACACAAGCAGGGUCACAAACCCAGACACACACCCAGAUCGCGGAGCAGGACAGCAGCCGUCAGACAGGAAGUGCCAGCAUCCAGCCACAGGAGUCCACCUAUGGCCAGACCAGGGGGACUGAGACCCACAGUCAAGACAGGAGUCAGACAAGCCAGGUUGUGACAGGAGGACAUGUGCAGACACAAAGAAUCGUGGAGCAGAAUAGGAGCCAUCAGACAGGACAUGCUACUAUCCAGACACAGGAGUUUGCUAGUGGCCAGACCAGAGGGACUGUGACCAAUGGUCAGGACAGGAGUCAGACGAACCAGGUAGUGAUAGGAGGACACUUUCAGACACAGGAGGUGGCACCCAGACCAGUGGAGCAGGGCAGCAGCCAUCAGACAGGAAGUGCCAGCAUCCAGCCACAGGAGUCCACUUGUGGCCAGACCAGGGGGACUGAGACCCACAGUCAAGACAGGAGUCAGACAAGCCAGGUUGUGACAGGAGGAUACGUGCAGACACAAGGUAUCACCGGGACUGUGGAGCAGGAGAGCAGCCAGACUGCAGGCCACACAGGGGCUAGAGAUCAGGGCCAGACUGAGAGGCAGUCAGGCAGUGGUCAAAGACAGACACAAGAGAGCAGCAAUGCGGCAGGAGAGACGGUGCUGGGAGGACAGGCCCAGACUGGGGCGAGCACGCCAACAGGCAGACAGGACGGCUGCAGCACUCACCCCACGUGCCGUGUGACAGGAGGGCAGGGAGAGAGCGAGCCCACCACCGAGGUUAAACAGGAGUGGGUGGAUGACCUCGCAGGGGAGACAGUGAUCCCAAGGCAGGACCAGGGCAGCCUGCACACCAGGGUGCCUUCAGCACAAGGCGGGGAGGCAGCCCAGCCAGAAGGGAACCGAGGCCUCACAGCCAGGGGGCUGUAUUCCUACUUCAGAAGUGGCAAGCUAUGAGUGUCCCAGCCCUGGCCUCCGGGGGCCAGCACGGGGAGGAGAGCAGAGUGCGGUUGGCGUGUACAGCUAGCAUGUCCCCAGACAUCAGCUCUUCAUCGCGGAGCUCCUCUCUUCGGUCUUUCUCAGUGAGACUGUUUCUGUAAGGUGCUGUGUAUCCUAAACUCUUCUCUUACCUGCUUUGCUGUGCAGACCCUCUCCAGAGUCAUCCGCUUGGGCCAAACUUUCCUUAGUCCAUGGGGGUUUUCAGAGCUACUUUAAUUUCUGCCAUCUGGCCAUUGCCCCGUCUAUCCUAAGGCAUCAAUAAAACCUUCCUAAGCAA